GAGAUCAACUUCCCAUGUCUUCUGCCUUUUGCCUUCUCCAUGUCUUAUUAAAUUUUCUCCUUCGAAAAGCGCGAAACACAGAGCGAGAAUGGAAUGUUCCUCAUGGAAGAUGAUAGAGCAGGCAAAGGAAGAGUUGCAAAUACUCGAAACCCUUCACCCAAAUCGCUUUGACUACCUCAAGUUGGAGCUCAAAUCCUUCAUCUUCUUCCUCGAAUCCCAACACAACAACAACGAUAACAACAACGAAAACAACAAUUUGAUCUACUAUCCCUCUUCUUCAACUGCUACAACGCAAGCAUCAACGAAUAACAGGAAGAGAAAGAAAGUUGGUAUUGGAAUGGGAAGCUGCAGAAAUGAAGAAAUGAAGAAUAAGUUUCAAAGGGUUUUAGGGGAGUUCAAGAGAAGGGAUAGGAUUGAUUUGGUUCUUGAGAAAGCUCAAUCUUGUCUCCGGAAAAUUCAGGAACUGAAAUCUAGUUUAUGUUGAAGCUCCGACAAUUUAGAAAAUGAAGGAAAAAAAAUUGUAAAUUUUGCCGAUGCUUGCCUUGGUCGUCUUUUUUUCUUUUUUUUUUCUCCUUUUUUGGUUUCAUUCGGUUUUUAUGGCUGAUUAUCCUUCUUCU
Molecule: messenger RNA, 617 nt
Organism: Pistacia vera
Lineage: Eukaryota; Viridiplantae; Streptophyta; Magnoliopsida; Sapindales; Anacardiaceae
Exons: 2
Coding region: 89-484 (131 amino acids)
Source: RefSeq, a predicted model, not a curated record